Messenger RNA from Odontomachus brunneus, 7303 nucleotides. RefSeq names its product protein lap1 (gene Lap1). NCBI's taxonomy places the organism in Eukaryota, Metazoa, Arthropoda, Insecta, Hymenoptera, Formicidae. The transcript has 9 exons. Bases 1 to 3045 code for a protein of 1014 amino acids. Gene Ontology annotation, biological process: neurotransmitter receptor transport postsynaptic membrane to endosome; neurotransmitter receptor transport, endosome to postsynaptic membrane. The record is from RefSeq and is a predicted model, not a curated record. Gene Ontology annotation, molecular function: protein binding. Gene Ontology annotation, cellular component: postsynaptic membrane; postsynaptic density; adherens junction.
AUGGGUAGCGCUUGGUGGCAGUGUGCUGCGUGUCUGAGAACCCAGGAAGAAGACAUUUGUGAGCUGCAGCUGAAUCACUGUAAUCUGUAUGAUGUACCACCCGAUGUGUUCAUUUACGAAAGAACGUUGGAAAAAUUAUAUCUCGAUGCCAAUAGAAUAAAAGAUCUUCCCAGGCCACUAUUUCAGUGCCACGAGUUGAGAGUACUUUCACUCAGCGACAAUGAAGUUAGUACAUUACCACCCGCCAUAGCAUCGUUAAUCAAUCUUGAAUACUUGGACCUCAGCAAAAACAGUAUAAAAGAAUUACCAGAUAGUAUAAAGGAAUGUAAAAGCCUCCGCUCCAUAGAUAUCAGCGUUAAUCCGUUCGAUCGUUUCCCAGACGCCAUCACACACAUUGUCGGUCUGCGUGAGCUCUACAUAAAUGACGCAUACAUAGAAUACCUGCCGGCUAACUUCGGACGACUGUCAGCCUUAAAGACGCUCGAGCUACGGGAGAAUAAUAUGAUGACAUUGCCUAAGAGUAUGAGCCGUUUGGUGAACUUACAGAGGCUCGACAUCGGCAACAAUGACUUCACAGAGCUGCCUGAAGUCGUUGGAGAUCUCAUCAAUCUCACCGAGCUGUGGAUAGACGGCAAUGAUAUCAGACGUAUCCCGGGUAACGUCGAGCAGCUGUACCGCUUGAAUCACUUCGACUGCACGAUGAACGCUAUUCACAUGCUGCCGAUGGAGAUACGCGGCUGGCGGGACAUCUCGAUCAUGAAUCUAUCCUCGAACGAGAUGUACGAGCUGCCAGACACGCUAUGCUACCUGCGCACGAUCGUGACACUCAAGAUCGACGACAAUCAAUUGAACGCACUGCCGAACGACAUCGGCCAGAUGUCGAGCUUAGAGGAGCUUAUAGUCACUAAGAAUUUCCUCGAGUACUUGCCGUCUUCGAUAGGACUGCUGCGCAAGCUGCACUGUCUGAACGCGGACAAUAAUUAUCUGCGCGCGCUGCCGGCCGAGAUCGGCAGCUGCACCGCGCUCUCUCUGCUGUCCCUGCGAUCGAACAAUCUGUCGCGCGUGCCGCCCGAGCUCGGCCAUCUGUCAUCCCUGCGCGUGUUCAAUCUCGUCAACAACUGCAUCAAAUUCUUGCCGGUCUCCAUGCUGAAUCUGAGCAACCUGAAGGCCCUCUGGCUCAGCGACAAUCAGAGCCAACCGUUGGUGCCGCUGCAGCAAGAGUUCAACUGCGAGGAGGACAUGAUGGUGUUGAGCUGCUUCAUGCUGCCUCAGAAGCCGCGGCAGGACUUGGAGAAAAUGGCGCAAUCCACAGGACCGAUUUCGAGUUCAAUCAUUGGAACAGGCAAGAGGAUAUGUUUUGCUGCUGAGGUAGAUUCCGAAGUCCCCAGGCAACUUCAUCGAGCACCGACCCCUUAUCCUAAGGAGCUACGCAACCUCGCUAGGCACGCUCGUAAUUUGCAUCAUCAAUCCAUUCACGAUCAAAGAAGUGCGUCUUCGUCUACAACCCCUGUGGAUCGUCACACGGCCAAGAGCUACAACAAGAGCAACCGAGUCGUCGAGUCCGGAGCGGAGCACUCGGUGUCUGAGGAGUCGUCCGACGAAGCGAACAAGACCGUGCUGGCGAAGGAGAAGAGUCCCGACAUUCGCGAGGCGAAAUACAUCCGCAAUCCCACGUCCGAUUACCUAGUUAAAGCGCCGACAGUCGCCGACUAUGUCAACUCCACGUGGAAACCGGACGAAUACUCUAAGGCGAAUACGGCGAGGAUAGUGGAGUCCGAGAAGUUCAUAGAACCCUACAAAACCAUCUACAUGGACGCGGACGGCAAGUAUCGCGAGCAGACGAGGACUAGCAUGUCGAAGCCGUGUGACGUUCCGCCGGUUCCACCUCCGUAUCACAUCGCGGCGGCGUUCUCCAAGAAAGCCGCUCUCUUCCAGCAAUUGAACAACUCGAUCGAAUCGGAUCCGCAUGUAGCUUCAUCCUCGUCACCCUUCAACUCAUCCUCGAAUUCGGCCGCGACGUUUCCGGACGUAUCGUCGAAAACGAACUUCGACGCGAACGCAGAAGCGACGAAGGUCGAGGAGCACCACACGCCCGUGCCGAGUGAUCAUCGGGCCAAUUUCGCCGAUUCGAGCGUCGCGUCGAACGCAUCCGCGGAUAACGCGGGGACCGAUUCUAUCGACUACUCUCAAACCACGGACCAACCCUACACACCGGUGCCGGAGGGCGCCGACUCCGAGCAGGCGUGCGAGAACGAUCGAACCUUCAAGCCGAGCAAAAUUCCCGUUCUCAAAGCGAAGCACAUAGAAAACGCGGGCAACACAUCGAACAGCGACACCUCGGUGAAGCGCGCGAGUCCCGCGGCGGAGGAGUACGACAUGAGCAAAACGUCGUUGAACGCGUAUUCCGGUAUACCCACGUCGCCGAUCACGGGGAAGAAGUAUCGCAGUCCGUUGUCGACGCCGGCGAAAUCGUUAGAUCGAUCGAGGAAGAUGACGAACGGGAACGUCGCAAACAACAAUUCGUGCGACAACGUCGAUUCGCCGGACGUGCCGAGCGUCGUGAGCCGGCCGAACGUCACGAAGAACAUCGCCGAAGAAUCGAGCGUUGCGCCUCCUGCUAUCGUCGUGGCCAAGAGCGAGACAAACUCCGGCCGAAACACGCCGAAUUUCAACAACAAGCCUUCGGGCGACGCCGAGUCGAAAGAUCUAGCGACCUCCACGUCGAACGAGACGCUCAAUUCAGAGAGAAAGCCGAGGUUCAAGUGGAUGUUCGGUCCACACAAGAACGCCAACGUGCUGCCCGUUCAAGUAAGGAAGAAUCCAGGUCUCGGUUUCAGUAUAGCUGGCGGGGUAGCGGGUGCGGAAACCGGAAUAAUCGUGACGAAGGUGAAUCCUGACGGGCCAGCUCAGGGUACUCUUCGGCCGGGAGACAAGAUCCUAGAGGUAGACGGUAUCGACUUCACCAAGUCUGAUCACAAUAAUGCUGUUGCCGUUCUUCGAGCUACCGGUGCCGUUGUGUCUAUGAUGAUAAGUCGCCACCAAUGAUUGUAAGUUAUUCGAGAACUUUUUUCUAAUUCUUUUAGAUGACGUACGAUCGCUUUACAUACUUCAGACUGAGUACAUUUUAUAUAUAUAUAGCUCUAACACGUAUAAUAUAUAUACAUACAUAUAUUUAAAUAUAUUCUUUAAUCAAAUCCGCAAGCAAAAGAAGAAAGAACAAAUAUACGAUAUACGUACGUUGUGAUGCGUCACAUACAUACACAUACACAAACACAACAUACAUAUAUACGCGCACACACGUUCGCGAGAAAGAAUGAGAGGAAUAUACAUACAUAUAUAUAUAUAUAUUUGUGUCGACUAAGAUUGUAAACAAGUUAGGUUACUAUCGAUCGUUCUACGAUUAAUGCAGGACAUGAAACGUGAUCCCCAGUGCUAGGAUAUAAACGAUAGAAUGUUAUUUUUAACGACUCUCGUCUCGUUCGCGGGCGGAUCGAGUGAUUACGCGGCGCCGCCCCUCCUCUUCCCCCCUGUGGCAUAAUAUAGCUCCUUCGAGUAAACAGUUAGAACAAUUAUGUCUUUCCCGAAUCUUUAACUCCAGGAUGCGCGGCGUCCACGUUACGACGACAAUGUGUUGAUUGAUAUAGAAUAGUUUUCAUUUGUAACCUAUACUCUCGCGCGCUCUCCCCGUCGAGAGAGCCGACAAUGUGCCAGAAACAAAGUACUAUUUAUUAUCCAUAUACAUAACAUAUAAAGAAAAGAAGAUAUAUAUAUAUAUAUAUAUAUAUAUAUACUAUAUGCAUAUAUAUUAUAUAAACAGAUUUAUAUCUGUAAAAGUUGAACGAGGUUCCCACAGAUUUCAGCGGUAUAAACAAGUCUCCCUUUCCCUCUAUAUCUCGAUUGUUUCUCGCGUUGAAAAGAAAGGGUAAAGGGAUUUCUAUGUACCACCGCCGUGAGAAACGCGCCGUGCUCGUCAUCCGUCGUGACCGAAUUCAUUUUUCACGCGCCCCACGAAGCGUAUCUCUAUUACGUUGUUGACUGUAUAGUAGUUGUUAUUGCAUCGUACGGCAAACCUAUAAAUUCUAUCUUGUUCGAUUAUCCGGGAAGAGGGUAGCGCACGCGAGCGUGUUGAAUAAUAUAAUAACGGGGAUAACGGAAUUGGCGCUUCUCUCUGUGGGAGCCUCGCGCCGCUCUUGUGUAUAGAAAGAGAAAAGAAAACAAAAAAUAUUCUUCUAUGUGCCGUACUUAUUAUCGAUAAUGUUUAUACUCGUGUGUUGGUGUCCACAGACGUUUAUUAACGCGUUCCUUCGCGACGCGGAUUAUCACUGCAGACUACCUACUUUUUCGACCUUACCUUUCUCGAAGCAUUGAUCGAAAGCACCGUCUCUCGUCGAUCUCGAGCGUGCCGUUUGAUCCUUAAGCAUCAGGUCUACGAUUACGUUUACAUGGCAGCCUAAAAGCAGUAACAUUCGACGAUACUAAAAUCUAAGUUCAUCUGAUCAGCUAGAUCGCUCUCAGAUCAAGUUAAAAACAAAUAAUUCAAACUGAAAAGUUGACAAUUCUCGAUGUUGUAAUUGCUAGUGUCGCAUAUCACGUAGUAUAGUUGCAACAUGAUUGUUCAUACGAAAUGUAACACCAAAGCUACAGUUACAACAUGUUACAGCUGUUCAAACGUAGACUACACGGAUGUUAUUAGACCGAUUUUGAGGCUCCUGUGUAAUCUUGACGUCAGAAACGAGAAGAUUGAAAAUUCUUGCGAAAUACGUAGAAAUAAAGAGAUGUUUCCAUAAAAUGGCAUCUGCAAUUGAUUGAAUUCUUUUUGCUCUAACGUAUUUUGCAAAAAUUUUUAUCGUGUAUUUUCUCGCAUCUGAUAUUAUCAAUCGAGAAUUCCGCGGCGAGGAAAGAACCAGGAGCCUUAAGUUGCCAUGUAAACGUAGUCUAUGUUGUAUCCAUUGAUACUCGAGGCGUCGCCUCACGACGCGUGAUUAUUUCGCAUUUAUUUCAACGCUGCUUCAGCAACUUCCGAUGCAACCACGUCUGCGAUAAUAGACUAAGUCUGCAUUCUAUAAAAGAGAAAGAGGUGCUCAGAGGUUGGACGUUUCGCACAACACACACACACACAACACAAAUAAUACAUACACUGUGCGUUUCACACUGUUUUGUAAGUAGCGUUAUUUAGUUUUUUUUAUCGUUAAUAUUGUUAGAUACUAUCGACCAUGAAACGUCUUUCGGUAGUGACGCGACUGGCUCUAGCGGAGCCCGGUGAAUUGCCCGUGAAUGAUUGUUCGCGAUUCCGUGGCGAAUCAUGUCCCGCGAGGGAUGCGCCUGUACCUCGUAGAAAUCAUGUUUGUCAUGACACAGCCGAGCGUGACAUCGUAUCGCACGAAGUCGACAAACGAGAUCGCGUUCUCGCGCGUCGCCGAUGUCACGUCGCGAUUCAAAGGAUGGCUGAUCAGAGGCGAAGGUAGAGGAGCGAGAAAAGGUUCUCGCGGUGCGGAACGAAGAGUGAAGGAAUGGAAGGGCUGAGAGAGAUGAUAUGCGAUAGCACAAAUGAAAUCGUUAUUCCGUUAUACACACUUGCGUUUAUGUAUGUAACGAGCUUAUUAUCCGAUUACGAGUCCACGAGACGGCGUAUGAGCGAAAGACUAUCUAGCUACCGGACGUGCCGGAGGUGUCCCGCGGUUUUUCACGGAUUUCCUCUCGUAAAUCUGUUCUGUCGCGUUGAUACUUGUUGAGUGAGGAUAUCAUGGGAAUAGAAAUUUGGAAUCGUAAGCUCCUAGAAGGAGAGAAAAGUUCCGGGACACCUCCUCGUGUACGCGAUUCUGUCGAGGGACGAUACCGAAACGGAGCGUUGCACGAAGAUGGAAUAUCGUUGUUGCAAAUUUAGUGUCUGUAUUCGUAUAUCUUUGUUCGGUGUUACGUACGAUAAGAUUUUACGGUAAGUUGUUGCGGGCGUGCGAAGCGAGUCAGAGAAGCCGCGUCGUGUCUUCGAUUUUCGAGAGAGAGAGAGAAAGAGAGUGUGUCAGUAGGCUAAUUUCUAAGCACCUAGUCAUGUGUCGAGAGAACGACAACAGACAAAUGUUAGUGCCCUUCGUCAGUUUGAUUUCUCGCCGACGGUGUAUCUACGAUAUCCGCGGCGUUGCUGAUUCGUAACUUCGCGUAGUUUCCGAGGAAAAGUGGCGUUAUUGCGGCCACGACGACUCGAGCUUCCGAUUUAGAGUCUACCUAUAGUCCUCUAUAUACUUCUUCUUCUUCUUCCUCUCGUUUCUUCCUUUAAUUUAUACAUGUAUAAAUAUUCGCGCGGUUGAUUUUCCAGCCCGUUGGCUCGUUGUUGUUCUUAUCCUCGGCGACGUUUCGUCACCGCUGACGCUGUUGCAUUUAAUCGAUCGAUUCCAUAGUUGAAACGUUGUAGAGAGAAUGUUUAUGAAAGAGAGAGAGAGAGAGAAAGAGAGAAAACGAAAGCUAGAAAGAGGAUGUGAGGGGGAGGGGGGAAUACGUAUCGCUUAAUGUCGACGGAAGAAUCACGACUUUUAUGGACCACAAGCACACAUAUUGUACUCUUUUCUACUACUUCUAACUAAACAGACUGACUACCUUUUUGGAUACCUAUUGUGUACUUGAAUGACGCUGCGUCGUCUGCGUCGGGGAUGAUUAGGGAAUCCUGACGAUUGAACGUGUGAUUGAAAAAUCUCCAAAUUGUACCCAUGAGUGUAUACUAUAAGUGACUACCUGUUGCGUAUCUAAGCGAAACGAGAAAAGCAAUCAAGUGGUCGUACCUUCGUGCUCCUUUUGCCAUACGCCCUCGUAAUUCUCAUCGUUUUGUUCUCGCGUCGUUUCGAUCUCUCAGGUGCGACCCGAACUUACUGUUUCUUUUUCGUCAGCGGCGUAUGGCGUAGUGCCAGGAUCUCUUUUUCCUUUACUUUCUCAUCUCGUCCCUUUCGUUUUGUGUAUUCUUACUUUUUAUCUUCGAGUCAUUCGACGAGCGAGCAUUGACGUCGAUUCUUGCGUUCUUUCCCGAUGUUCGCACGUCUUUAACGUUUCGAUGAUGUCUGCGUCUUGCAGUACAACCACUUCGUUAGCGCACCAUACGUUUCAUUGCGGUUGCCGUGACCGGUUGGGGUAAUUUACCAUGUGUAUAGUUUGUAAAACCGAUCGAUGUACAAAGAAAUACUCACGUUCUACGUUCGGACGUCAUCUUCUGAUAAUUACUGUGCAUUUUUGGAUAUGUUAGCGGAAGAUGUCUGACCCUCAAACGAGAAGUCCUAGUUGGUUGUGCAGCAAUAAAUAAAUUAAUAUUUACGUAAAA